CUUCGGUCCGGUAAACAAGUGAUUUGUUGAACGCGCUUUGACACUGUACAUAUAGUUUACUGCAAGGAAAAUAUAGUUUUUUUUUAAUAAUAAUAAUUAGUGGAAAGUCAAUAAAGAGUUGACAUUACGCGAGCUUAGAUUAUAGUGCACACAGAAAAUCCCAAAAGUUAGUGCUUGUAAAGUGUGCGUGUGUGACAUGCUAGAAUGGCUUCAUCGCAGAUCCAAAUCCGCCCGGCCAUGGGUCUCCUGACAACAGUGGCCGAUUUGCCGCCAAGCUACAAAGCGCAAUACAUUCGCCCCACAACCAAGCUCACCCCCGAAUCACCGCUUGAUUUGACUGUGAAGCAGAGCUUUGUGGGAGCAAUUACGCCACCCUUGACGCCAUCGCCGUUGAAGAAACGCUAUCGUGAGGAAAAUGAUGAGAACUAUGACGGGAAUCGAAUCAAACAGGUCAAAAUCGAACCAAAUAAUCCUGACGAAAAAGAAUCAACACCAUCGAAACCAGUCAAAACGGGUCCCAGUCAGAAGAACUCAAAGAAUCCACCCCCAAUGGGACCGAUCUCGAAAGAACGCCGUACGAAGGCAGCCAGAAAGUUGAAGUUCGACGAAGAAACAACGUCGCCCGUGUCCGGUACAAUUAUUAUCUCGUUAGAGGAGGUAAUCAACAGUGAUAUUCCUAGAGAAUCUGGCGACAUUGAUCCGCAGUUCAAUCUCGUGGAGAUAUCAGACGAAGUUCGCGCAGAGCUAGCCACUAUUCCCAACGUAAUUGGUGCCUAUAAUUGCAAACUGUGCCGCCUGGAGUUCGAAGAUGCCUUUGGUCUCGCCCAGCACCGCUGUGCUUGUAUCGUGUUGUUAGAAUAUCGUUGUCCAGAAUGUAGUAAACGUUUUAAUUGUCCGGCAAAUUUGGCCUCACAUCGUCGAUGGCACAAACCCCGAGAUCAAGUAGCUAAGAAAGGUGAUGCGGAAAAAAUAGGUGAUGAUUCUGAGUGUAAAUACCGAUGUGAGCAAUGCAACAAAACGUUCAAACGCCCUGCCUAUCUAAAGAAGCACCAGUUAACACAUAAUAAAGUUAGAAACAAACCAAAACAUAAUCAAUCAAGUGCCGAAUGCGAGCCAAACGCACCAAGCAGCGGCGAGGAGUCCAAUAAUUCUGCUGACAGUCGUAAUACGGUCUACGUAAGCCAUAUGUCCGAAGCGCCACAAACUGUGUUCACCGUCGUGGCCAGUGAACCCCCACAGCAAACUGACCUGCUUCAUCACAAUUACCACGCACUACCAUCCGGGUCAUCACCGCAACACUCUACAACCACCACUGAAUACAACACAGUAGAGGAAGACGAUGAAUACGAGGAACGCGCGCUGGUCAUCAACGAAGACUACCAGGAGCAGGAAAUAGAGGAGAUCCGGUCGGCCUACUGUGACCGAUUCACAGAGGAAGAAAACAUUGCUGCUGCUGCUUUGGCUCAUUUACGCAAUGGACCGUCAGUGAUCCGACAUACCACCGCUCUGGUUGUCUGAGUAAACGUAAAAACUCGUAAGUUGCCUGUAUCAUUUCAAUUUAUCUAGUAUACUGAAACGGUGUCCUACGGUGUUCUAACUUCGAAGUUAUUUUGAAUGAACUUUAGACUUCUAUUAUUCUGUAUAUUUGGCAAUCAAUCGAAUCAGCAUCACACCAAAUAAGACUUAAAUUUAAAACAGAGAAAAGACUGUAUAUAGCUUUAUAGAUAUAAUGCUUAUCGGAGCAUAGCUCUUGAAGAGUUUUUUGACCAAAUUUAAUUUUAUGGCGAAAACGUUUCUUUUCACAUUUAUCUCACGUGUGAUCACGCGUUUCUUUUAAAAGCUUUUGUUUGCAAUUUUCUCACGACUAUGUUUAUAGUUUGAAAAGAAACAUUCGUCCUUCAUACUUCUGUACAUUCAAUUUAAAAUUUUCUAAAAAUUUUAGAUUUUCCCAAAGAUGAGUAUCGCUCUAGUCAUUGCGUUAGGUUAUAAUAUUAGCAUUUAAAAAAUAUACCUUAUAAUUAUUUAUUUAUUCGUAUAAAAUCUCACUACCUAAUAUCUUUUCAUUACAUGUAAUCUUAGUUAAGGAGCACUACGAAUCAAUUGAACAAACUAAACAUAACAUGUACAGAUACUUAGUGUGUGUGUAUUCAUGAAAGACAAUAUGCAAAGUGAGAAUUACAUUUUUCUUCUGUUCUUUAGUUUUAUCGAAUUUUGAAGUGACAAAAGCACUAUCGCAGGUUCGGGAUUGGCUUUUGCAAUUGAGUGGAAAAUUGUGCCAUAUUUCUCCAAAAUUUAAAAAGAGCUUGUUUGAACUUGCAGUAAGGUGUAGGUUAUUAUACAAGGGUAUCGCGUAACAGUUUUUUGAUAGAUUUACAACGAGUCUACUCUAGUCGCCCGCAAAUACGUCUAGUCAAAACACUUAGUCUCCUAAUGCUUAUCAUUCAUAUUGCAAAUAUUUUCUAUUCUUUUGUAUUAUAAUGAAACAAAAUUACAAAUUCUGUUGUCAGUUUUUGAGAGAUUCUGGACUUAAUGAUUCUACGCCGAUGAUUUGACAGUAUAAUUUUUCGGUACUAGUUUAACCGUCAUUACCUAGUCUCAAAAUUCUAGUCCCUUUAUACUCUAGUCAGCGACGUUUUUAACAGUUUAGUUUAAAAAACGAUCACAAAUCAGUAUAGGUAACAUGGCAUGCUUUCAUAUGAUCUCCAAUGUCUAUAUUAGGAAAAACCUAAACUGGUUCCCUAGUCAUCGAAACAUUCUAGUCGACUAAAUUAUUCAAAUUUUCAAAAAUGCAACACCCAAAUACUAUUUUUACUCUGCAUAUUUUUAUACGAUUUCAAUAAUUAUUAUUUACUCGAAGUGAAAAUGAAUGGUUGGUUUUUAUUAGUCUCCACAACACCGAUGAAGAACCAUUUUAAUUCAUUACUAGGUAGGAUAGUGUUUAAGAAUUAUUUCAAACAAUUGUGUACAUUCAGAUAAUACAUCCACUGCUACAUAUGAGUUCAUAACAUUUACACAUUACGUUAUUGUAUUCUUAACUAACUUAUGUCACUUAACACCAAAAUAUGGCAUCGAAGUAGAACACCGUUUGCCUCCUAAGGAAACCGAACAAUCAUGUUAGCUUAGCUUAGAAAUCGGAAACGAACAAAUAACAACAAAUCAUCAUUCAAAUAACGAAACGCAUUACGUUUUAAAUCUAAUAAAAUGAAAUGUGAUAUUAGGGAAGUAAGUUUUUACCGAAGCCGAAUCUUUACACACGUACACUUUUACAUGUUUCAAAUAUUGCUUUUAAAAGGUAGUAACGGCAUACACAUCUAGUAAAUUUUAAGGUUAGUUGUAAAGCAAAAAAAAUAUUUUGUAUCUUUUAUGGCUAAGAGUUUGAAAUAAAUUAUUUAUUGCGAAGAAA
Molecule: messenger RNA, 3403 nt
Organism: Wyeomyia smithii (pitcher-plant mosquito)
Lineage: Eukaryota; Metazoa; Arthropoda; Insecta; Diptera; Culicidae
Gene: nerfin-1
Product: protein krueppel
Exons: 1
Coding region: 205-1518 (437 amino acids)
Biological process (GO): neuron differentiation; negative regulation of transcription by RNA polymerase II; regulation of cell cycle process
Cellular component (GO): nucleus; transcription repressor complex
Molecular function (GO): RNA polymerase II cis-regulatory region sequence-specific DNA binding; DNA-binding transcription repressor activity, RNA polymerase II-specific
Source: RefSeq, a predicted model, not a curated record